AAUUUCCCGUUUGAGUCCGCCUCUGCUCUUAGUCAGCUGAGGAAGCGACUGAAAUACAGUAUAGGUCUCUUUUGUAAUUACGUUUUUCUUGUAAUGUUAUUACGAUUUUAUUUUAGUCGGUCAGUCCACAAUAUCUACGUUUAAGUUGGAUUAUUAUUAUUUUGUUUUCAAGGUAUUGUUCUUUCAAAGAUGGCGUAUGUGAGAAGAGUAAUUUGAAAAGAAUGGCAGUCUUAAAAGGGAAAUGGAAAGAAAAAAACAUUUUUAUUGUUUCCACUCUGCUCCUGAUGUGCUGGUCAGUAGGCCUCUCCGCACCGCCACCUUCCAAUAGAACACAUAGCCAGUGCCAGGAGGGAAGUCACUACCUUAGUAAAGAAGGGUUAUGUUGUGGAAAGUGUCACCAAGGGUUCAGGUUGGUGAAGGACUGCAGUGUAGACAAUGGCAAUGCAGAGUGUAAACCUUGUAGUUCUGGAACUUACAGGGAGAGUAGCAACGCCUUCCGGAACUGCGAUAGUUGUAGAAAAUGUGUUGAAAAUGAGGAGGUGGUGUCUCUGUGCAACAGAAGCAGGAACCAAGUGUGUCGCUGCCAAACAGGCUUCUACCUGAGAAAAAUAGACUCCGAAACGCGGGAGUGCACCAGCUGUGAGACGUGUGGCUCUGGAGAGAGGGUAACGCAGGAAUGUACUCCAGAGAGCAACACAGUGUGUGAAUGUUCGAUCUUUCACUACCGUGACCAAAUGAACAAAAGGACCUGUCUUUCAUGCAAAAAUUGUACGUCUACUGACUGCAGACAGGAGUGUCACCAAGAACUAGCAACUCCCAGUACCGUAGGAGUUUCCCAACCAUCAAACACUUCCACGACAGUCUUACUUCUCGUGUUUGGCUGUGGGUUUGUGUUUCUACUGGUCGUGGUGAUGAUCUUGGCCUGCGUAGUGUUCUGGAGAGUGAAGGGUUUGAGCUCCUUCCCCUCUGAUGAGGUGAUCUCUCAGGGCACCAAGUCCACUCAGAAGCUCAUCCAAGGGCAGCAUGGGAAUGUGUUCAUCCCAACUGACCUUUCAUCUGCCUCGGUGUGUGAGAGGGAGCUACUUAGCAAGCUACCCGACUGUGUCCCCAAGGAGAUCAAAAUCUCUGACUUUAUCUAUUCGGUGUUGGAGCAAGUCCCUCCACGUCGUGUGAAGGAGCUGGUGCGCUCUCUGGGUGUGAGUGACAGAGUGAUCGAGUUAGCCGAAAACGACUACCUCCGCGACACUAAGGAAGCCCAGUACCAGAUGCUGAAAUUCUGGGCUUGUGGUGGGUCACAGGGACGGGGGGGGCUGCUAACGCUCCACUUGCUGCAUGACCUUCUGGUUAAGCUGAGAAACAUGGAGCUAGGAGGGGCUGCAGAGGAGCUGGAGACCAUUUAUGGUGAUUACUCUGGAGACAAAUGACUUCUCUGACAGACAGGAAGCAAGACUAUUCAUCAAGGUGCCGAUUUCGCCGUAGAAAUACACAGCUUUGUUAUAAGCCAUUUCCUAUGCAUUUCUCAGUAGUGUUUAUAGGGUUGUCAAUACAUUCAUCUAUAGAACUGCUUGAUGUGUCUAACUGUUUGGAGAGAAAUCGUUCCUGCACGUCAGGCUUCUCAUUGUAAAAGGUUUUGCUUACUUGUCAAGGCUCCCUACAAACGUAAUACAUUUCUGCCUAACUAUUUGUUUUUUGGGAUCCUGAGUAAGGAUACUUGGCUAAAGGCUCUAUGCCAAAUGUGAUAACGGCAGUAAGAUACAGUAAUGUCAACUGAAUUUGCGGCAUAAUGCCACAAAAAGAUUGUUUGCAGUGGGAGGAGAAUUCAGUGAGCAGAACCUUUUAAUUGGUGAGCAGAAGUAAUCUAUGUCAGUAGGUAGAUGUUUUGAUCCCAUCUAGAAAAUCGCAGAUUGAAAUGGGGGGGGGGAGGUUUAUCGCUCAAAAUAUUAAUGCAAGUUUAUAAUAAUACUUUUCUGAUGAUUAUUGUACUUUCAAAGUAGUGAAAAAACAGAUUUUUAAGAUAAUUGCAAAAUAAUGUUAACUAGAUUUCCCUUAAUUUAUUGAUAGACUGAGAUGAAGAGGAGAGUUUCACAAUGUCUGUCACUGGAUAUUUUAUGCUGUUAGUAACUUUAAAUUGAAUGUUAAAUACAUCCAUUAAGAUGAGUGUAAAUUAACAACAGAAUUUUUUUUUUUAUUACAAUCCAAAUUGAUGGCAUUAACUCUUUAGGGAGAAUUCUUUAAGCAUUCAAGCUACAGACACAAAACAAACUUUCUCAAGUUCAUGCUAUCCUAACUUUCAAAUCUUAAACUUGUAUCAGUAAUAGUCAUAUAGAUGUGCUUCCACUUUUAGAAUUUGCUUCCCUUUAAGUUCAUGUUCAGAAUGUGCGUAGAACAGUGCAUGCAAUGUAAAUAAAGUUCUGUCUGUGUGCUCAGGUCAGAAUCAGGAACGAAAUGUAUAGCUAGGGUAAUUAAGGGAAAAGAUGAGGAAAUGGGGGACGUGGAGAGGUAAUUGUAUGAAAAGACACAAACACCUUUUUAAUAGAUAUCCACUUCUAUUUUGCACAUUUAACUGAUGAUGAAUUGUAUAUAUUAUGUUAAAGAAGUUUUACACAGUGCCAUGUGCAAAACAAUACAACUUUUUUUGUGUCCCAGACCAUUUAACAACUAUGGGAACCACACUAACACUUAAUUCAACGUUGUGCUAUUAUUUUUGUAUUUAGAAGGAAUACCAACAGGAUACUCAAGCCGGUCACUAAUGCUUUGAACUUCUCUAUUUGUUUUGCAUUAAUCAACCAGAAACCUAUCCAAAAUAUUUUAGCAUUAUAUUGUUAUGGUGUCUUUGUUUUUUAAUAACAUUAAUAGUGUGUGGAAUUAUUGCUGAAUUGUUUUUGAAAGACCUACUGAAAUGUUGUAAUUUACUACAGUCUUCAUAUAGUAUUUUUUUAUAGUGUUUUUAUUUCACUAAAUUGGUUAAUGUAUCCCUCUGUGAUAGUUGCUAUUCCACGUACAAUGCCGAACUGGCAAAAGAAGCACAUUGGUCCAGGAUUUGUUGGGGCCCUAAUUUUGUCCGUUCAUCGAUUUAUGUUAGGGCACAUCUAGACCAACCACACCCACUGGUUAUCCCUGAGUCAUUAUCGCUCCCCCAAACCUAUCAAGCUGGCAUUAUUCAGGAUUAGUCAAUGAGAGGACAUGCCUCGCCAUGCAACUGAUGAUGGUUCUCAGAAGACUAAACUGGUGAUACGUGGAUCCUUCCUCCGUGUAUGAGACUGGAUCAUAUUUUGUAGCACUUUUUGAAUUUGACUACAGACACAAGAUUUGUAUUUUUAUAAUGUCUUAUUUGUUUAAUUGAGCAAUGAACAAAGUAUUUUUUAUUUUUUUUUGCAGAUCAUUAGUUGUUUAUAUUUCUAGAUCUUCAAAUAAAACAUGUAUUGUAAAAAUCA
Molecule: messenger RNA, 3434 nt
Organism: Esox lucius (northern pike)
Lineage: Eukaryota; Metazoa; Chordata; Actinopteri; Esociformes; Esocidae
Gene: tnfrsf1a
Product: tumor necrosis factor receptor superfamily, member 1a
Exons: 10
Coding region: 222-1424 (400 amino acids)
Biological process (GO): signal transduction; inflammatory response
Cellular component (GO): membrane raft; signaling receptor complex; mitochondrion
Molecular function (GO): tumor necrosis factor receptor activity; tumor necrosis factor binding
Source: RefSeq, a predicted model, not a curated record